Messenger RNA from Colias croceus (clouded yellow), 1357 nucleotides. Its product is annotated as vegetative cell wall protein gp1-like. Lineage: Eukaryota; Metazoa; Arthropoda; Insecta; Lepidoptera; Pieridae. The record is from RefSeq and is a predicted model, not a curated record. The transcript has 3 exons. The coding region runs from base 16 to 1014 and encodes 332 amino acids.
AGUAGGUCUUUGGAAAUGGGGCGUCUAACGGCUUUAGGAAUAUUAGGCUUAAUCGCAUCAACCCUAGCCGCGCCAGCACCACAGCUGUGUCUAAACCUACCACCAUGCUUCCUCCCUCCACCAUGCCCUGAACCUAUCCCACCCUGCCCCUGCCCUGAACCUAUCCCACCCUGUCCUUGUCCGGAACCGAUCCCACCCUGUCCUGAACCGAUCCCACCCUGCCCACAGCCGGAGCCAUGUCCCGAGCCUAUCCCACCGUGUGUGCAGCCAACGCCCUGCGGUGACGGCCCAGUAAGGGUAGAAGUGAAACAAAACGGUAUAUCCGAACGGCUGCGUAGUUUAGGUUUCCAAGUAGUCCCCGUUCCCGGUGGUACGUUCUACGUGCGUUCAUCCCCAGAUCUCGUGGUGACACCACCACCGAUCCUCGUGCGACCACAGCCCUUGAAACCCAUAACCCCACCCGCGAUUACCGUCCAACCACAGCAAUUAGCGCCAAUCACACCACCUCCCAUAGUUGUUAGGCCACCAUGUCUAGCGCCAAUCAAACCGCCAUCUAUUUGCGUCAGACCUCCACCACUAGCGCCAAUUCAACCGCCAACUAUCGUAGUUAGACCGCCACGUCCUGGCCCAAUACAGCCACCGCCAAUCACCAUUCGCCAGCCUGCUUUGCCACCAAUCACGCCAUCACCGAUUGUAGUACGCCCGCCAGCACCAUCUACGAUCCAACCUCCUACAAUUAUCUUUAGAACAUCCUUGAUUGGAGGCGGUAGUUCAGGAAAUUCUGGCUCCAGUUCUGGCUCCAGUGCUGGAUCCAGUGCGUCCAGUAGUUCAGCUUCAAGCUCCAGCUACAACUACAACGGAGGUAAUGGGUACAAUCUAUACAAUCCAUGCGACCCCUGCAAUCCGUGUCCACCCCCGUGCUAUGAUCCUUGCUACGACCCGUGCCCCCCUCCUUGUCCCCCUCCAUGCCCCCCACCAUGUCCCCCUCCUUGCCCGUGCCCAUGCGAAUAUUAAACCGCCAUAACUUGACAGAUAAAAUUUUAUAAUCUAGGGUACAUCGGUAUACUUCAGAAUAACUACGUAAAAUAUUUUUUAACAUCUAUUUUACAAUUUAGUAAUUAUAAUAAUUACUUAAUUGUUAUAAAUAGUAGUAGAAGUGUACAGAUAAACAUUUCCCGCUAUUUUAUCUGUCAAAGUCAAACGGUGACAGAUCUCAAAAAAAAAAACAUGGCGAAGUAAAUGGAUUAUUGAAUUAUAUUAAUUUAAAUGCCCGUUAUUUGUUUCGAUUGUGUGAAUGUUUACAAAUGUAGCUUUACUUUAUUUAUAUGUGUAUAGAAUAAAAUAUGCAGAAUAAAAA